Geodia barretti is the source of this 676-nucleotide messenger RNA. The record is from the annotation of a GenBank genome assembly. NCBI's taxonomy places the organism in Eukaryota, Metazoa, Porifera, Demospongiae, Tetractinellida, Geodiidae.
AACAUGUCCUGCUAACAAGACCAACUCCAUCAGAAUGGAGGUGUACUCUGAUGAUACUGUUGCUGUCCCUCGCCCACUGGCAAAUGGUAACUUUCCCAGCAUUGAAUGUGAGUAUACAGCGGAGGACUUUGACGAUUAUGAGCAACAAAUUCGUGGCUGUAACAAAAUGCAGUCGGUGACUAUAGAAGAAGGAGAGACAUUGUGUUAUGACCAGAUAAUCUAUGAUGAUGCGCGUGUGGAGCCAACAGAGUAUACUGGCCUCACACUUCUUAUUAAAGAUGCUACAGCUGCCACCGUUAUUGAAAGAGGACACACUGUCAUACGGAUUGAGGAUGAUGAUUCUGGUGUAGUCGGUCUAGAAAGUGGAUAUUACUUUUCGGAAUUAGCUGGGUCAUUUCAAAUGUGUGCUACAUGGCGAUCACCCACAAGUACAAGAUGCCCCUUUGAACAUUCUUUUAGUGUUCCACUGUCUAUAACAGAUAACAGUGCUGAUAUUGGAUCUCUGUUAGAUCCCUUGUCAUUGCUUUUUGAAGAUUGCCAACAGAGAUCAUGCGUAGACAUACUUAUCCAUAAUGAUUACACACUAGAGGAUCUUAUUGAGGUGUUCACAGUUAGUUUGGAAGCAGUACCAGAUCUGAGUGACAGGAUUAUCCUGAAUCCCGCAGAGUCCAGAGUU